AUGCGAAGCCUCGAGCAUGCCAGGGAAAGCUGGCUAGAGCUUGAGCAGUACCAGACGCUGCGAGAGCUCAAGGAUGGCGUUCGACUUGAACCACACCUCAAACUGGAGAGUUUGAACGGCUUUCGAUCCGCGGCGUGGAAGGCCUUCUUGCUGGUUGAUAACGUUGAUGCAGCUGAAUGGCAGCGGACGCUGGCUUCCUCGCGCUCGGCCUUCAACUCCCUCCGAACUCACUUUUUCCGCUACCUCGAUCAUCCGGAAGAUGUGGGAGCGGGAGCGGGCUUUGAUCCUCUUAGCCAGGAUUCCGAGUCUUCGCCAUGGGCCGCUCUUCAAAAGGAUGAAGAGUUGAGGGCUGAAAUCACCCAAGAUGUCGAGAGAUGCAUGCCUGAGAAUCCCUAUUUCCGCCAACCAGAGACUCAACGAAUGCUGCUAGAUAUCCUCUUCAUCUUCUGCAAACUGAAUGCCGAUGUGGGAUACCGCCAGGGUAUGCACGAGAUCGCAGCGCCAAUCUUAUGGGUUGUCGAGAAUGAUGCCAUUCAGAUUGGAGGGAGCAGCAGAACCAUGGGCCAGGACGCACUGAUCAAGACCAUAUUCGAUGCAGAGUAUGUGGAGCACGACGCAUUUGCCAUCUUUGGACAGGUGAUGCAGUCCGCCAAAACCUUUUAUCUUUCAGAAGGCCCGAUAUCGAUUGCGUCCAGAAGUCAUCACAUCUUUGCCGAGCUCUUACCUCAAGUGGAUCCCGAGCUCAAGACGCAUCUCGAAGGCCUCGACAUUGUCCCACAAGUGUUCCUGAUCCGGUGGAUUCGACUCUUGUUCGGCCGCGAGUUCGACUUCCAAAGUGUCCUCACCCUUUGGGACGUGAUAUUUGCAGAAGACCCAUCUUUGGAGAUUGUGGACCACAUCUGCCUCGCUAUGCUUCUACGAAUCCGAUGGCAUCUGCUCGACUCGGACUACAAUAACGCCCUAGGCUAUCUCCUACGCUAUCCUGAGCAAGACAAAGACUUUCCCGCACAAAGUCUCGGACUUGACGCAUUGUAUUUGAAGACUCAUAUGAAUACCGAAGGCRGCAGCUAUCUGGUGUUGAAAUAUACUGGCCGGCCCUUGCUGCGAGCAAACCGUCCAGCGACCCCACCGGCACUGCAACGUAACAUUACCACAUUCUCUGGUAUCAAUGCCAUACGAAGCCGCACUGGGCUAUCUCCGUCACGAUCAGGCCGCCAGUCUCGUAACCUCGAGACAGUAUUGCAAAGCACCGCCAAGAACAUUUUCGCUCAGGGGGAGAAACUUGGCAUUGGCAAGGCCGUUCGCAAUGCUGUUGAAGAAGUUCAAAAGAAGGCUCAAGAGAUCCGCGAGAAUCAAACGCCGCCUCCGUCGAUUCGUCACCGACCUGUGGAUGAUCGUCUGGCUGAGAGGGUCAAAGAACUCGAGGAUCGUAACAAGAAGUUGGCUGAGCUGCUUUCUGGUGCCGUCAACGAACUCUGGGACUAUCAAAAGUUGGCCACCGAAGAUGACAAGGCUACUGGUCACGUCCGGCAGGAACAAAGCGUGGAGAAGCUUAGCACGGCUGUUGCCAAGGUACAAUUUGUACAAGUCUACCUGAGCGAACCAGGUCUUAAUCUGCCCGAGGAAGAGCGGACUUCCCAAAGCGCCAGUCAAGACAGUCUUCCCCGGAUCGCCGAAUCUAAUACAGACGACAAGGAGACUGCCAUUGUAAAAGAUGCUCCUGAGCACAGUCAAACUCUCGCGGACCCUUCCUCUUUCGAGGACUUUGGUGCUGAAACCCCAAGCACCCCUGUUACUACGAGUGCAAUUCAGAACACGACAGCGAUACAGGAGAAUCAGACAGAGCCGGCCAAACCGCUGCCUUCGACUCCCUCCCGUCCUCCGCUGGAACAGAGUGCCUUUUCCUUUAUGCUUGGCCAGGAURUCAAGUCUGCUCCUUCACCGCCUGCGAGAUCCAACAUGGAUGCUUCCUUGUUUGGCAGCGGUGGACAGAAGGUAUCAUCGAGGAUGCCGGGGUCGAAGAAUGCGACGGAGCAAGCAUCGGAUGAGUUUGAUUUGGGAAGUUUGAGACGGGGCAAGGCAAUGGGGAAAUGA
This is a messenger RNA of Ramularia collo-cygni, 2094 nucleotides long. RefSeq names its product related to TBC1 domain family member 5. The record is from RefSeq and is a predicted model, not a curated record. The transcript has 4 exons. Bases 1 to 2094 code for a protein of 697 amino acids. Lineage: Eukaryota; Fungi; Ascomycota; Dothideomycetes; Mycosphaerellales; Mycosphaerellaceae. Gene Ontology annotation, molecular function: GTPase activator activity. Gene Ontology annotation, biological process: activation of GTPase activity.